CAGUGCUGGAUGUUCCCUUUCGUUUCGUUCUUCGUACAAGCUUUUACACGGUUGUGAAGCUGGAGUGGGAAAUUGAUAUCCAGCAGUGGAUGUCUAUUGGUUGACAGCGUACCCAUUUGUUGAUUGUUUACAUCUGCUUUACGAGAGUAGUAAAAUUUUAUUAUUAUUUUUCUUGACACUUGGCUUAUUUCAAUAAGAAAUUUCUGUUGCCAACACCAGAAAAGAAAUGGGCGUGUCUUAACUGAAUCAUCGCCAAUAUUUUGUUGUUUACCACGCGUUAACCAUGCCUCAAUCAAGGUGGCAUCUAACUUGAUUGAUUGGGAAUGUCCCAAGAAUGGUCAUUAAAUAAUUGCCCCUUAUAGUAAAUAAUGCAUUUGUCAAUUAACACUCGUCUACUGUUUCAUAAGUAGGUAUGUUACGUUUAUUUAAACAGUAUUUGAUUUGAACACUUUAAUGACACUAGUGAUAACCUCGUUCUACAUAUUUUUUUAAAGUCUUGCUAAAUAGAGCACAAUUUAUUUACAGUAUUUUAUUAAAACGCAUAUUCAAUUCAAUGUUGAGCACGAUGAAGUAUUUCGCUUAAGACGUUAAAUCACUCCUCAAAUAUAAUAGAAUUACCAACUUUCUGUAUUCAUUUGUGAAGUAUUAUAACAACUUUGAAUGAAUUCAUAAUUUAUAAUAGAUACCUGGAUGAAAUCCAACGGAAUGUGUUCGCGAUAUAGCGCGUUACAGCGUGACGCUUGUAUGUGGACUGUGGAGCUCCCCGAUGCUCGUCACAUCACUCACCGCAAACAUCGAUAUCUUCGCGUCCGUUUGGAUUACGCCGGGCGGCGGGGGUGCUUUGUAGUGGUGACCGCAGUCGCUUGUACCGAGACGCCCGCGCAUGGCCGCCUGCCGAGGUCGCCCCGAAGCCGUGUCUAUGCUUCAUCAUUUAGGUCAUUAUACUGAUUCGCGUGUACUCCUUAUCGCGCUCCUAUUAUCGUAUUAAGCCUAUUUCGGUCGUCCAUCGAUCGGUUUUGCCGCCUCUAAAGAACGCAGUCUUGAAUUUUAUGAGUAACGAGUGUGAGCCGACCGCGCGCGUGUCGCUCGUCGGAUGACAUCAGUUAAGCUACUCGUACCACGUCCGCUGGAAACAAUACGCGUUCAGUGCAAACGGCGUGUCCGAGUCGAGCACACGAGGACCUUGAUGGAGGACAAACGGUGUGCGACCUGUGAAGCUCUAGGGCGGCGCAGUCUCUCCAGCAAGCUGCUGCAGGUGGCGAUGGCGCAAGCGCAUAUGAAGACUUGCUCUCACCAUGCGCCGCCCGUAGGUGCAGACCACGUUCACGACUCCGAUCUCGCAUCUCGAGCUCUGGCUGCGAAACGACGAAAGUCAAUAGCGGGACUCAAGUUGAGCUUACCACCGGAAAUGUAUCAAAAGACUUCGUCAUCCGAGCAAGUUCGAUCCAAUAAUACUCGCAGAAACACUUGGUGCUCGUAA
Maniola jurtina (meadow brown) is the source of this 1480-nucleotide messenger RNA. RefSeq lists its product as uncharacterized. Bases 1094 to 1480 code for a protein of 128 amino acids. The transcript has a single exon. The record is from RefSeq and is a predicted model, not a curated record. Lineage: Eukaryota; Metazoa; Arthropoda; Insecta; Lepidoptera; Nymphalidae.